Sturnus vulgaris (Common starling) is the source of this 2363-nucleotide messenger RNA. Lineage: Eukaryota; Metazoa; Chordata; Aves; Passeriformes; Sturnidae. The record is from RefSeq and is a predicted model, not a curated record.
CAGCUGUGCUUGGUCAGGGGGAGGGAGUCUGACAGCCUUGGUACCACACAAGGCAGACAGGGUGCUUUUGGGGACAGUGCUUUGCUCUGCCCCACCCUAGGAAAGCUGAGCAUCCUAAAGAAAUUAGGGCCUGUUGCAGAGCUCCUUGUGUCCUGGAGCUGUGGGCUUGUGCUGCUUUUUCUUGCUUUCAAUUUAUGGUGUUGGGGCAGGGUAGGCAUUGACAAAUAGCUCUAGGCAAAGCUCUUGGGGGGUAUGAACUUGAAGGAAACGGAAUAUUGGGCCAAUUUUUUCCCUCCCACCCCACAAGACAAAAUACAGGUUUAAAAAUACAGGCUUCAUCUUGUGCUGUGCAUGAAAAUAAAGAGACUAAAAAGAAUGGUCUUGGACUAUAGCAUUUAAGGGCCUCCUUGGGUUAAACGUGUAAGUCUAGUCUUAACGUACCUUAUAGGGGAAAAAUAUAAGCAGUACCACUGGGUGGGAAAAUAAGGCAUAUACCCUUCAUGGUGGCAGAGGCUAGUCAGUGUGAUGAGUUACCAGAAGAGGCAGUGGGAUCCAAAGUGCUUGAAGUGGCCCAAGUGUCCAGCCUGCCCUACCAUAUGCUUCCUAGGAGCUGAGUUUCAGCCAACACAUGCCACCAGGAUGGCCUGGUUAGUCUCAGGAGCUCUUUGGCUAGAAAUCUGCAGGUUUGGAACAAGCCAGGCACAUAGGAUGGGAGAAAUCUAUGAAUGGCUCCCUCCCUUCUUUCAGCCAUCCUCAGCUCUUGAGGAGAGGGUGGUUAGAAGGGGGCCCAAGGGUGGGGAUAGGAAAUCUCAGCAACUCCCUCAUGACCCUGCGUGUUCCUCUGUGCAGGAUGGUUCCCCCACCACCUGUCAGCAAGCCCCAUGUGUGCCUCUCCACUGUGCUCAUCAUGACCAGCCUCGUCCUCAUGGAUGCCUACCUGGUGGAGCAGAGCCAGGGCUCCAGGAAGCUGGGCAUCUGUGUCAUGGUGGCAGUGGGUGACAUAUGCUUCCUGCUGGUCCUCCGCUAUGUGGCUAUCUGGGUUGGGGCAGAGGUAAAGACAGCUAAGCGAGGAUAUGCCAUGAUCCUCUGGUUCCUGUAUGUCUUCGUUCUGGAGAUCAAAGUCUACUUUGUAUACCAGAAUUAUAAAGCUGACCGGAAAAGUUUGGAUCUCAUAGCCCGCAAAGCAUUGACCUUGCUGCUCUCCAUCUGCAUCCCAGCUCUCUACGUGUUGUUGGUGGCCACAGAGCACAUGGAGUAUGUCAGAACAUUCAAGAAGAAGGAAGAUCUCCGCAACCGCCUUUUCUGGGUCAUUGUGGACAUGCUGGAUGUGCUGGACAUCCAGGCCAACCUGUGGGAGCCUCAGAAGAAAGGGCUGCCACUCUGGGUUGAGGGCAUCAUGUUCUUCUACUGCUACAUCUUGCUCCUGGUCCUGCCGUGCGUGUCUUUGUGCGAGAUCAGCAUGCAGGGGAUCGGCAUCGUGCCACACCGGAUGAUGCUGUACCCCAUGCUGAGCAUGCUCACCAUCAACAUCACCACCAUCUUCAUCCGAGGUAGCAACAUGGUCCUCUUCAGGGAUUCCCGGGUCUCCAGCAUCUUCAUGGGCAAGAACAUGCUGGCCAUUGGGAUGAAGGUCUGUAUGUUUGUGCAGUACCAGCGGCACCAGCACCACACCCUUCCAGGGCCAGACCCGCAGCACAGCGCUCUGGCCCAGCCGCCCACAGGGCUGCACAGGGCCCAGGACCAACCCGCCUGCCCCGAGGAGCUGGCCCAGGACAACACGUGACAAGUCAGCAGGAGCUACAGCCUGGGCAUCCCCAUGCCUGGCUGUACCUACAAACCUGGGGCAGGCUGUGGAGCUCCCCGCCUGGACAGAGGGCAAUGACCCUGCUCACUCCUUCCCUGGGCAAAACUGCUUGAGCUCCUGCGGGGCACAUGGCGAGGGCCCUACAGCAGCCUCUCUAAGGCUGCAGAGCAGUUUGGAACCUCAGCACCCCAAUCUGGUAAAACAGCAGAGCAGGGGAGGAGGCCAGGGCCGCCUGCCACGAGUUGUGUCUGGGUGAGGCCAGGCAGCCCUACCCUGUGCUGGGCUCCUCGUGCAGCACUGCUCUCUGGCCAGCCAGGGCGGGGACACAGCAGGUCACCCACUUUUCUGUUGUGGUUGGCCCUGGCUCCAGUGUGGUCCUUGGCAGCAGCCUGCUCCCCCCACUGUGUAAGCCGAGGUCUCCACGCAGGGGGAGCAAGGCCUCUGCCUUUCCCUGCUGUCACCCCUCUCAGCCAGCUGCAGGCCUGCGGGGGACCCAAAAAGGGGCGACUGUCCUUUUUUUUGUAUCUCCUUCUUUGCAAUAAAAGACCUAAGCCCUGCA